Molecule: messenger RNA, 1851 nt
Organism: Triplophysa rosa
Lineage: Eukaryota; Metazoa; Chordata; Actinopteri; Cypriniformes; Nemacheilidae
Product: transcriptional enhancer factor TEF-3-like
Exons: 10
Coding region: 122-1252 (376 amino acids)
Biological process (GO): regulation of transcription by RNA polymerase II; hippo signaling; embryonic organ development
Cellular component (GO): transcription regulator complex
Molecular function (GO): RNA polymerase II cis-regulatory region sequence-specific DNA binding; DNA-binding transcription factor activity, RNA polymerase II-specific
Source: RefSeq, a predicted model, not a curated record
UCUCCGGGGCGUUUUGCGCUCCCUCUCGCCAUCACCCUGUCGUCCGAUUGGGUAUCAGCGCCCUCUCCAGGGGGUGCUAGUGAAGAGCUGAGCGAGGAAUUGGACAAACCUCUGGAGAGCGAUGCCGAGGGCGUGUGGAGUCCAGACAUCGAGCAGAGCUUUCAGGAAGCGCUGGCCAUCUAUCCGCCCUGCGGCCGACGCAAGAUCAUCCUAUCAGAUGAGGGCAAGAUGUACGGUGUCCAGUCACAUUCAGGUGCUGGCGCGUCGGAAGGCUCGGGAAAUCCAGGUGAAAUUCAAGGACCAGGCAGCCAAAGAUAAAGUCCUCCAGAGCAUGUCCAGCAUGUCUUCAGCUCAGAUCAUCUCAGCCACGGCCUUUCAGAAUAAGAUGGCCCUGCAGGGGCUCUCGCGGCCGGCGUACCACACAUCUGCUGGGUUUUGGCACGGAGCUCUCGCGGGACAACCCGCCGGUCCAGAAGACAUCAAGCCAUUUUCACAGCCGAAUUUCCUCAUGCAGGCCUCCGGCCCUCCACCUAUAACAGGUUAUGAGAGCUCUACAGGUCUGUCCAUGUCCUCCAGCGUGCCGCCCUGGCACGGUCGCAGCAUCUCCGGCUCUCAACUCCGCAUGCUGGAGUUCUCCGCGUUUCUGGAGCAUCCUCAGGACCCGGAGACUGUCAACAAACAUCUGUUCGUACACAUCGGUCAGACCAACCCCACAUACAGCGACCCGUUCUUAGAGGCUGUUGACAUCCGACAAAUCUACGACAAGUUCCCGGAGAAGAAAGGCGGGCUGAAGGAGCUGUUUGAGAAAGGACCCGCCAACGCUUUCUUCCUCGUCAAAUUCUGGGCUGACCUCAGCAUCAACCUCCAGGACGACAGCGCUUUCUUCUACGGCGUAUCCAGUCAGUACGAGAGCACUGAAAAUAUGAUCAUCACCUCCUCCACUAAAGUCUGCUCGUUCGGGAAACAGGUGGUGGAAAAGGUGGAGACGGAGUACGCACGCUUUGAGAACGGCAGAUAUGUGUUCAGGAUUCAUCGCUCGCCGCUGUGUGAAUACAUGAUCAACUUCAUCCACAAACUCAAACAUCUGCCAGAGAAAUACAUGAUGAACAGCGUCCUCGAAAACUUCACCAUCCUGCAGGUUGUAACCAGCAGAGACACAUUAGAAACGUUACUAUGCAUCGCUUACGUGUUUGAAGUCUCGACUAGUGAACAUGGAGCUCAACAUCACAUCUACAGACUGGUGAAGGACUGAGACCAGACCCUUCUGUGAGGUCAUAUAUUCAACACAACAGCGCCCCCCUCUGGCUGUCUGUCUGUGGUUCUUCAGUGGACAGAGACCGUGCGGGACAGACGCAGUCCUACUGGUCAGAGAUCAGAGACACGAGGAGACACGUCCGCGCUACUGGAAUGUUCUGGAAUCACAACACCUGAAUGUUGAAUUCAUUUUUAUAUAAUGAGAACUUUAUUAUUGGGAUGAUGCAUGAAAACAUUUUUUUUCCAUUUCAGUUCAUUUUAGCCCAAAGUGUUUGAAGAAAAUCUGACUAUAACAGACUCUUGGUUCUGGUCAUGAAGAUGAAGUUUAAACAACAGACUCAAGCACUGGAUGUUUCGUGAUGGUUUUCCUGUAGAUUUACCACAUUGUAUUUAUCAGCCGUAUUCUUGAAUGUUGAAAAACGUAAUCCACUCGAUUUAAAACCGUCUGACCUGCAAUGAGCUUGUGAAUGACUUACUGGAAAUACUCCACGAGCGUGGAGAUAAAACUGUGUACAACAUAUCUUUAGAUCUUUUAGAGUUUUGUUGCAUCAAACCCAAUAUGUCAGAUAACCGUCUGAUAUAUGGAAUAAAAUGUGU